Callithrix jacchus (white-tufted-ear marmoset) is the source of this 17612-nucleotide messenger RNA. RefSeq names its product AT-rich interaction domain 4A (gene ARID4A). Gene Ontology annotation, molecular function: transcription cis-regulatory region binding. The record is from RefSeq and is a predicted model, not a curated record. Gene Ontology annotation, cellular component: nucleus. Gene Ontology annotation, biological process: regulation of transcription by RNA polymerase II. Lineage: Eukaryota; Metazoa; Chordata; Mammalia; Primates; Cebidae.
UGUGGCAGUAAAUCGGGGCGAGUGGGGAACCGGGCGCAGGAACUGUCGCCGCAGCCGGGAGUGGUGCUGCCCGGACGGGGGCCCACGGAGGUCAGAGGGACGGAGGACUCUGGAGCUGACAGCGCGCACUUCACUCGCAGUUGUUCUAGCGACUGCAAAGAUAGCUCGCUGAGCUGGAACCCCACAGAUCACCAACAAAAAUGAAGGCGGCGGAUGAGCCUGCCUACCUGACAGUGGGAACUGAUGUCAGUGCCAAGUACCGAGGUGCCUUCUGUGAGGCAAAGAUUAAGACUGUGAAAAGGCUGGUGAAAGUUAAGGUACUCCUGAAACAGGAUAAUACCACACAAUUGGUACAAGAUGACCAAGUAAAGGGUCCUUUAAGAGUGGGAGCUAUUGUUGAAACAAGGACAUCUGAUGGAUCUUUUCAGGAAGCUAUUAUCAGCAAGUUGACAGAUGCUAGUUGGUAUACCGUGGUGUUUGAUGAUGGUGAUGAGCGAACAUUGAGACGUACCUCGCUUUGUCUGAAAGGAGAGAGACAUUUUGCAGAGAGUGAGACACUUGACCAGCUUCCAUUAACAAAUCCAGAGCAUUUUGGAACGCCAGUAAUUGCAAAGAAGACAAACAGAGGAAGGAGGUCUUCUCUUCCUGUUACCGAAGAUGAAAAGGAAGAAGAAAGUAGUGAAGAAGAAGAUGAAGACAAGCGACGUCUCAAUGAUGAGCUACUAGGAAAAGUUGUAAGUGUGGUGUCUACAACUGAGAGGACUGAAUGGUAUCCUGCUUUGGUAGUAUCUCCCAGCUGUAAUGAUGAUAUCACAGUGAAAAAGGAUCAGUGUUUAGUUCGAUCAUUUAUUGAUUCUAAAUUUUACUCUAUAGCAAGAAAGGACAUUAAAGAAGUAGACAUUCUCAGUCUACCAGAAUCUGAACUCUCCACUAAACCAGGGCUUCAGAAAGCAGGCAUCUUCUUAAAAACUAGAGUUGUUCCUGAUAAUUGGAAAAUGGAUAUAAGUGAAAUCCUUGAGUCAUCCAGUAGUGAUGAUGAAGAUGGUCCAGUUGAAGAAAAUGAUGAAGAGAAGGAAAAGGAGGCCAAAAAGGCAGAAGAAGAGGUGCCUGAGGAAGAACUUGAUCCUGAAGAGAGGGACAACUUCCUCCAGCAGCUUUAUAAGUUUAUGGAAGACAGAGGUACUCCAAUCAACAAACCACCUGUUUUGGGCUAUAAAGAUCUCAAUCUUUUCAAACUCUUCAGACUGGUUUAUCAUCAGGGUGGAUGUGACAAUAUUGAUAGUGGUGCUGUAUGGAAGCAAAUUUAUAUGGACCUUGGCAUUCCUAUUUUGAAUUCAGCUGCUUCCUACAAUGUAAAAACUGCUUAUAGAAAGUAUCUCUAUGGUUUUGAGGAGUACUGCCGUUCGGCAAAUAUUCAAUUCAGAACUAUUCAUCACCAUGAACCAAAAGUAAAAGAGGAAAAAAAAGACUUAGAAGAAUCAAUGGAAGAGGCUCUUAAAUUAGAUCAAGAAAUGCCUUUAACAGAAGUGAAGAGUGAACCUGAGGAAAAUAUUGAUUCAGACAGUGAAAGCGAAAGAGAAGAGAUAGAAUUAAAGUCUCCGAGGGGACGAAGGAGAAUUGCUCGAGAUGUAAAUUCUAUUAAAAAGGAAAUUGAAGAAGAGAAAACAGAAGACAAAUUAAAAGAUAACGAUACAGAAAAUAAGGAUGUAGAUGAUGACUAUGAAGCUGCAGAGAAAAAGGAAAAUGACCUACUAAUGGGGAGAAAAAAUACACCAAAGCAAAAAGAGAAGAAAAUUAAAAAACAGGAGGAUUCUGACAAAGACUCAGAUGAAGAGGAAGAGAAAAGCCAAGAGAGGGAAGAAACUGAAAGCAAAUGUGACUCCGAAGGAGAGGAAGAUGAGGAAGACAUGGAACCCUGCUUAACAGGAACCAAAGUGAAAGUAAAAUAUGGACGAGGGAAGACUCAGAAAAUUUAUGAAGCCAGUAUUAAAAGCACUGAAAUUGAUGAUGGAGAAGUUUUAUAUUUGGUACAUUACUAUGGAUGGAAUGUCAGGUAUGAUGAGUGGGUGAAGGCUGACAGAAUAAUCUGGCCUUUGGACAAAGGUGGACCAAAGAAAAAACAGAAGAAAAAAGCUAAAAAUAAAGAAGAUAGUGAAAAGGACGAAAAGAGGGAUGAGGAGAGGCAGAAGUCAAAACGGGGACGACCUCCUUUAAAAUCAACCCUUUCAUCAAACAUGCCGUAUGGCUUAUCUAAGACAGCAAACAGUGAAGGAAAAUCAGGUACCAGAAGUGCUCGCAGCAAUAUACCAGACAGCUCACCUCUGUCAAAUGGAAUGGAAGACUCUUGUUCAUCUGAUAGUGACACAGAAGAUGCUUUAGAAAAGAAUUUAAUAAAUGAAGAACUUUCUCUUAAAGAUGAACUAGAAAAAAAUGAAAAUUUCAAUGAUGAUAAACUAGAUGAUGAAAAGCCAAAGAUUUCUGCACAUAUAUUAAAAGAAAAUGAUAGGACUCAAAUGCAGUCUUUAGAAACCCUGAAGUUAGAAGUUGGAGAGAAUGAACAAAUAGUACAGAUUUUUGGAAACAAAAUGGAACAAGCAGAAGAAGUUAAGAAAGAGGCUGAAAAAUCUCCAAAAGGAAAGGGAAGACGAAGCAAGACAAAAGAUCUUCCUUUAGAAAUUAUAAAGAUUACAUCAUUUGGCCAGAAUGAAGCAGGAAGUGAACCUCAUAUAGAAGUUCAUAGUCUUGAAUUUUCUUCAUUAGACAGUAAAAACUUUACUUCUGCUACAGAAGAUGAAAUUGACCAAUGUGUGAAGGAAAAGAAGUUGAAACGGAAAAUACUAGGACAAUCAUCACCAGAGAAAAAAAUAAGAAUGGAGAAUGGAAUGGAAAUGACAAAUAGUGUAUCUCAAGAAAGGACCAGUGAUUGUAUUGGAUCUGAGGGAAUAAAAAACUUAAAUUUUGAACAGCACUUUGAAAGAGAAAAUGAGGGAAUGCCAUCAUUGAUAGCAGAGUCAAACCAAUGCAUCCAACAACUGACUAGUGAAAGAUUUGAUAGUGCAGCUGAAGAAACUGUAAAUACUCCACUAAAAGAAGAUGAGGAUGCAAUGCCUCUGAUUGGGCCUGAAACCUUGGUUUGCCAUGAAGUAGAUUUGGAUGAUUUGGAUGAAAAGGAUAAGACCAGCAUUGAGGAUGUAGCAGUUGAAAGCUCUGAGUCUAACUCUCUUGUUUCUAUUCCACCUGCCCUUCCUCCUGUAGUCCAACAUAACUUUUCAGUAGCUUCACCACUUACUCUUAGUCAAGAUGAGUCUCGAAGCGUAAAAAGUGAGAGUGACAUAACGAUUGAAGUUGAUAGUAUUGCUGAAGAAUCUCAAGAAGGUCUCUGUGAGAGGGAAUCAGCAAAUGGAUUUGAAACCAGCGUUGCGUCUGGUACCUGUAGUAUAAUUGUACAAGAGAGAGAGAGCAGAGAGAAGGGUCAGAAAAGGCCAAGUGAUGGAACUAGUGGAUUAAUGGCAAAAAAACAAAAGCGUACCCCAAAGCGAACAAGUGCUGCAGCCAAAAAUGAAAAGAAUGGAACAGGACAAAGCAGUGAUAGUGAAGAUCUUCCUGUCCUAGACAAUUCAAGUAAAUGUACCCCAGUAAAACAUCUUAAUGUAUCUAAGCCACAGAAACUUGCACGAUCUCCUGCAAGAAUAUCCCCACACAUCAAAGAUGGAGAGAAAGAUAAACACAGAGAAAAACAUCCGAAUUCAUCCCCUAGGACGUAUAAGUGGAGCUUUCAACUCAAUGAAUUAGAUAAUAUGAACAGUACAGAGAAAAUCUCAUUUCUCCAAGAAAAACUACAAGAAAUCAGAAAAUACUAUAUGUCUUUGAAGUCUGAAGUUGCAACCAUAGACAGGAGGAGAAAAAGAUUAAAAAAGAAAGACAGGGAAGUGUCUCAUGCAGGAGCCUCCAUGUCAUCUGCUUCAUCAGACACUGGAAUGAGUCCUUCGUCAUCAUCUCCCCCACAAAAUGUACUUGCUGUAGAAUGCAGGUGAUAAACGUUUUCUCUGUCUUCCCAGCAGUUUGCUGCCACGGACAUAAAUCCCCAAACCCUGAAUUACAACCACAGAAAGCACUCAACUGGUUUGACAUUGCUAAGUAUCUCCUGUAUACUUUUCCAGGCUGGAUUGUAUCUAUUCCCCUCUCUCUUCUUUUUUCUUGUUGCAAAAAAUAAGCAGAUAAGUGAAGAUUAAGCAGCCUGCCAUAUUUGUCAUAAUUUUCCUCUUUACUUUUUUUUUUUUCACUUGUGAUAUAGAAAAAAGGGCACUUAGCAAAUUUGUAUUUGUAAAAUAAAGCUUUCAGGUGUUAUAGAAAUCAUAGACAAGCAAGUGCACAUGAUAAACAUCAAAAUAUUACCCGGCUGAAUAGUUACUGCUGCACUUUCACUAAGAUGUAUUUGAACACUUGGUGAGUAGGGGGUUUAUGUUGUGGUUUUUUUUUUUCCAUUAUUGUUGUUUUUUUUUUUAUUUUUGUGGAAGCACUUGCUAUUUAGAACUGCCAAAGUAUAUGUUCAGCAGUGUGCCCAAGAUUAAAGGUGUAAAUGGGACAAAAUAAAUUGUGAAAGGAAGUGUAGUUGACUGAAAACUACAGUUGUAAUAAGUCUUCCACUUUUUAUAGGAUUUUUGAGCACACAAUUAUGCAAAUAUUUUAAUGUUUAUUAAUGUUUACAGUGGAAUUGUGAAUAAGUUUUCAGUGGACUAUCUUAUCCCUUGACAAAAAUAUUUUGUCUUUUUUCUAUGUAAUUUCAGAGUUUUUAUUUUGUUACAAAAAGACAAAAAUGAAAUAUAUAACAACAAUGAAGUUAUUUAACAAGAUUUCUAAAGCUGAAAAUUUUGUGUAAAAUAUGGUAUUAUCUUGCAACUUGUUAAAUAUAUUUAUUCAGACAUUGGAUGUUGUAUUUUUAUGUAUUUUUUAAAAUAUUAAUAAAAUUGAAAAAAAGAAAAUUCUAGGUUAAUUCACUCUUUGGAUGACAAUAGCUCUCAGCUGUCCUUUUUACAGGAGGUUGCAUCCUGCAGCCUUGCCUGUGUUGGAGUCUGUCUCAGUCUGUCAAACAGUAUAGAACUAUAAAUGGGCAUCUGGAUCAUUAAAGUAUGUCCUUGUUUAGAAACUUUGGCAGUCCUAGUAUUUAAACUGUUUUGAGAAUCAAAUUUUUGGUUGCCCUUAAGAUACUUUGUCACAGUUUUUAUGUUUGCUAUACUGCCGAAUGAAUUUAUAUCUCCCAAAGUUGAGAUGCAACAACUAAGUAAAGCAACUAUGUAUGCUUUGUCUGUGAAUUGUUCCACAGACUGAUACAUUUUGUAAAUAAUUCUUCCAAAAUCAUGUAUUUAAAGCAGUUUUGCAUAUACAUUAUGUAAAAAGGUGAUUUUUUAAAAGCAAUUUUUAAAUUCAUGUUUGUACAUUGAAAGGGGUUUUUUUUUAAACCUCCUCUUCUGUGUUUAAUAUGCUAUAGAAUAAUAACCUAGAUGCUCUAGACUGUAUAUCAGGAUCUGAUUUACAAGAUGAAGUCAGAGCUAAACACUAGUGAUGGCAUAGCAUUACUGAAAUCAUUGUUUCUUAAUUUCAUUUUACCACAUUGUGAACUUGUGCUUCAGAUUCCUUCCAUUUUCUCAGAGAAUUAAAAACAAAAAAAGUACUCUUGUAAAAUGCACUUUUCUGUCUUUUCUUUGCAAAGCAGAAGUAUUUCAAUGUAAAAUAAAAAUGGAGCUCAGCGGGCAGUAUUAAUAAAGGCCAUGUUUUAAACAUAGGCUUUAUAUUUUUAGUUUUCAUUUAAAUGAUUGCUUUUUUCCUAAGUGCUUGUAACUUACAGUUGAAAAAUCAGAUUUCACAAAACCAAGUAUUUGAGUAUACUUUUCAGCCUUUACAAUAAAAUAUUUCUACUAAUUAUAAAAAUGAAAAAAAAAUGUGUCAUUUAAAUCCAGUUGGACUUAAGAGGCAACUUUAGAUUUAUACAUUAGAUAUUUUAAUGAUUUCCUGCUGUAGCAAUUCAAUAAAUGUGAAAUAAAUAAAUUAUUAGUUUGAGUACUGUCCCUUCUAAUUGAUACAAAUUUGGUCAUGAAGUAUUGGGAUGUUGCUACAGAGAACAAAACUGUAUAUUCAUUGAAUUGAUAAACACUGUUAAAAUCCUUUUGUCUGGAGGUUAGAAAGGAUUGUGAAAUGAAGUGAAUAUUGAUUGGAUGUGUAUUUCAAAUAUUGAGCAUAUUUUGAGUUUGGCUAAACUUUGAAUAGAUACCUCUCAUAUAUGACUAAGAAAGUAAAAAUACACACCAGGCAUGGUGGGUCAUGCCUGUAAUCGCAGCAUUUUGGGAGGCUGAGGCAGGCAGAUCGCAAGUCAAGACAUGGAAACCAUCCUGGCCAACACGGUGAAACCCUGUCUCUACUAAAAAUACAAAAAUUAGCCGGGCACGGUGGCAUGCACUUGUAGUCCUAGCUACUUGAGAGGCUGAGGCAGGAGAAUCACUUGAAACCGGGAAGUGGAGGUUGCAUUGAGCCAAGAUUGCGCUACUGCACUCCAGCUUGGUGACAGAGCGAGAGUCUUUCUCAAAAAAAAGAAAAUUAUAAAGACACUCUUUAAUGGUAUAAUGGAAAUUGCCAUCUAUAAAAUCAAGUUAUUUAAAAGAUUAUAGAGGUUUCUGUUUUAAUAUUGCAUUGCGUGCUUUUAUUUAAAAUUUAUUUAUUCAAUUUUUGAGACAGGGUCUUGUUCUGUCACCUAGGCUGGAGUGCAGUGAUGUAAACAUGGCUCACUUCAGCCUCGACCUCCUGGGCUCAAGAUCCUCUCACCUCUGCCUCCUGAGUAGCUGGGACUACAGGCAUGUGCCACUACACCUGGCUAAUUUUUAAUUUGUUGUAGAGACAGGGUCUUGCUAUGUUGCUGAGGCUGGUCUUGAACUCCUGGGCUCAAGCGAUCCUUCUGCCUUGGUCUUUCAAAGUGUGAGGAUUAUAAGCAUGAGUCACUGUACCCAGCUGGCCAUUAUGUGCUUUUAUUGUUUUUUUAUGUUAAAUUUCUAGUUUUCCUCUUUCAUUAAGAAAGAUGGUGCACUUAGCACAUUAAAAGACUAUUACAUACUAUGCCUUCUAUGAAAUUGCUUUAAAUUGUGAAAAUCUAUAUGGAUUGCCCAAUUAAUUUGCUUGUACACCUUUCUUAUAAGCCCUGUGUUUUAACAGCUAUCAAAAUUGUGAAAGCAUUCAAAGCUAUAUUCAACCAUAUAUAAAAACUAUUAAUAUAAUUUAUUAAUUACUGAUUUAUUGAGUAUCUUCUAUGUGCCAAGCAUAAGCUUAAGGCCCAGGAGCCACAACAGUGAACAAGACAGAAAAAAAGUCCUUUGCUUCAUGGAAUGUAUAAUCAUGGUAUAGUAAUGUGGUAGAUGUUAAACAGUUAACUCAUGUAAUUAUUAUUUUUUAUUACAGUCUGUGCUUAUUCGAACUCGUGUAAUUCUUAAGUACAGGCACAAUAGGCAUAUGAAGUUAUGGUGUCCCUUGAGAUAGUGAUACAGAGCCCACUAGUUUGAGGGCAAGGGUGGUCUGGGAAGGCUUUGCAGAGAAAGCAACAGUAAAACUGAAGACCAGUGAAGAUUAUGAAUUGGCUAGGGAAGAAGGAGAGAGAUGGAGAGUAUAGUGUUCCAAGCACAUGGAGGAGGGGAGAUGGGUAGAAAUGAUCCAGGUAAUGAGCCAGGGCAAGAGUAGAUCUGAUGCAGGAUCCAAGUCAGUCAGGGCCAGUCAGAUACUGCUCAAACCUUGAACCUGCCCAUUUGUCCCUUUUGCUCCUGUUUGCCUACUAGUCUGAGCCCUACUUGUCCGGAGCUGUCUCAACAGCCACUUUUCCAUGAAGCUUUUGCUGACUUCUCACUACCACCAGAAUAGUGCCCUCUUUUAUACUGUGAUAGCUUUUUAAUCUGUGUUAUUUUACUUGACAAUUUACCUUAUGUUUACUUGUGCAUGUGAGUUUCUGCCAUACUAGAUGAUUCAGUUCUUAAGUGCUCCUAAGUCAUAGAAGUGUAAGUAAAAAGCCAGAUAUUUGUUUUGUUUUUUAAUAGAGACAGGGUUUCACUAAAUGAAUGGUCAGUCUGGUCUCGAACUCUUAACCUCAAAUAAUCCACCCACCUUGGCCACCCAAAGUGCUGAGAUUACAGGCAUGAGCUACCUAAAGCCAGACAUUUAAAAAAGGUGUUUAGUGUGUUUUUUCUUUGUUUUUGUUAUUUUGAGAUAGUGUCUUUAGGUUUCACUACUGUCACCCAGGCUGGAGUGCAGGGGCACAAUCAUGGCUCACUACAUACUCUAUUUCCCUGGCUCAGGUGAUUUGCCCACCUCAACCUCCAAAGUAGCUGGGACUACAGGCAUUCACCACUCUGCCUGGUUAAUUUUUUUAUAUUUUUAGUAGGGAUGGGAUUUUGCCAUGAUGCCCAGGCUAGUCUUUGAAUUCCUGGGUUCAAGUGAUCCACCUGCCUUGGCCUUCCAAAGUGCUGGGAUUACAGGUGUGAGCCAUUGUGCCAGCCAAGGUUCUUUUCUCAAAAAAGUAAUAAUGUUAAAAUAUCAUUUGAAAAGUGUUAAAGUAGACUUGUUUAACACUCUCAUUUAAAAAUAUUCCUAAAUCCCAGCACUUUGGGAGGCUGAGGCGGGUGGAUCACGAGGUCAAGAAAUCGAGACCAUCCUGGUCAACAUGGUGAAACCCCGUCUCUACUAAAAAUACAAAAAUUAGCUGGGCAUGGUGGCGCGUGCCUGUAAUCCCAGCUGCUCAGGAGGCUGAGGCAGGAGAAUUGCCUGAACCUAGGAGGCGGAAUUUGUGGUGAGCCAAGAUUGCGCCAUUGCACUCCAGCCUGGGUAACAAGAGUGGAACUCCGUCUCAAGAAAAAAAAAAAAAAAAUUCCUAAAUUGAUGAGCUGUUUUUCCUUCUCCUUGUUUGUUUUUCCCUCUCCCAUUACUUUCAUGUGGUUACACAAAGAUUUUUAUCACAUUAAGGGAAGAAUACAAUAAGUGAUGACAUCCAUUAUUAGUGAAGGUUGGAUGAUUCUUAGAAUGGAGUUUGUCCUAAUGAGGAAUUUGUAACAAUGCAUGCUUAAUGUUUUUAUAUAAAUUUUUUAGUCAUUUAAAUCUUAUUACAAAAUCAAAUGAUGUUUUCCAUAUUGGUAAGCACAGAAAAACUUCUUUUAUUCAUGUAGAUCCAUUACGUUAUCUCAUUAAGUAGGUAAGGGCAGUGUUUAUAAUUUUGGUAUUUGUAGUUAACAUAAUUAUGAAGCUAUCUUCAUUUUGUAAUCUAUGUAGAAUACAUGUUGAAAAGUUCUGUGAAAAGCUUAAGGAACUUCCUCGUAGAUUUAAUAAAUGAUUAUUCUGUACAAGUAAUUGGAUUUCUUCUCUAAAGGCUAAAUUACAUAAACAAGACAAUCUGAUUCAAGAGUCUCAUCAGUGUAGGGUUGCCAGAAUGAGCAAAUAAAAAUACGGGGUACCCAGUUAAAUGUGAAUUUCAGAUAAUAGAUAAUUUCUUCAUAUAAGGACAUUCCAUGUAAAAAUGGUUGUUUAUUAAAGCUUAUACUUAAGCUGUGUGCAGUGGCUCACACCUGUAAUCCCAGCAUUUUGGGAGGCUGAGGUGGCUGGAUCACUUGAGGUCAGUAAUUCAGGACCAGUCUGGCCAACAUGGUAAAACUCUUGUCUCUACAAAAAAUAUAAAAAUUAACAGGGUGUGAUGGUGCAUGCAUUCCUAGCUACUUGGGAGGCUAAGGCGGGAGGAUUGCUUGAACCUGGGAUGCAGAGGUUGCAGUUAGCCAAGAUUGUGUAACUGCACUCCACUAAGGCAAUAGAGCAAGACUGCAUCUCAGAAAAAACAAAAACCUCACACUGAACUGAGUGUCCUGUAUUUUAUCUGUAAACUCUAUACUAGUUGACCUUAUGCAAUACUAUACAGUGAUUAAAAUGAAUGGACUGCAGCUAAAUGUAUCAAAAUGGCUCAAAUUUCAAAAACAAACAAGUAGAAAAACAUAUUAUCUGUAAAGAACUUUUUUGGUCCCAGAUGGAGGGUAACAAAUUGCUCAGGUUUCUCUUGGUUUCCAGGGAUGAAUGUACAUGGGCAGCCCAUCAGUGAUUUUUUUUUUCAAUAAGUUUUUGGGAACAGGUGAUGUUUGGUUAUAUGAAUAAGUUUAGUGGUGAUUUCUGAGAUUUUGGUGCACCCAUCACCUGAGCAGUUACACUGUACCCAGUGUAUAGUCUUUUUUUCCUUCAUCCCCCUCCCACCCCUUCUCCUAAGUCCCCAAAGUCCAAUGUAUCAUUCUUAUGCCUUUGCAUCCUCAUAGCUUAGCUACCACUUAUGAUUGAGAACAUAUAAUGUUUGGUUUCCCAUUCCUGAGUUGCUUCACUUAGAAUAAUAGUUUCCAGGCUUGGUGCAGUGGCUCACAUCUGUAAUCCCAGCACUGUGAGAGGCCGAGGCAGGCCAAUCACCUGAGAUCAGGAGUUUGAGACCAGCCUGGUCAAAAUGGUAAAAUCCAGUCUCUACUAAAAUUAUAAAAAUUAGCCAGGCGUGGUGAUGCAUGCCAGUAAUCCCAGCUACCUGGGAGGCUGAGGGGAGAAAAUCACUUGAACCCAGGAGGCAGACAUUGCAGUAAGCCAAGAUCACACCACUACACUCCAGCCUGGAUGAUUUUUGAGCAAGACUAUGUCUCAAAAAAAAGGUUAAUAUUCUCCAAUUCCAUCCAAGUUGCUGCAAAUGCCAUUAUUUCAUUCCUUUUUAUGGCUGAGUAGUAUUCCAUGGUGUGUGUGUGUGUGUGUGUGUGUGUGUGUACCACAGUUUCUUUGUCCACUAGUUGAUAGGCAUUUGGGCUGGUUGCAUAUUUUUGCCGUUGUGCAUUGUGCUGCUAUAAACGUGCAUGUGCAAGUAUAUUUUUCAUGUAAUGACUUUUUUCCUCUGAUACGCAGUAGUGGGAUUGCUGGAUCAAAUAAUAGUUCUACUUCUAGUUCUUUAAGGAAUCUCUACACUGUUUUCCGUAGUGGUUGUACAUUUACAUUUCCACCAAUAGUGUGAAAGUGUCCCCUGUUCACAUCCUCGCCAACAUCUAUUUUUUUAUUUGUUGAUUAUGGCUAUUCUUGCAGGAGUAAGGUGGUAUCACAUUGAGGUUUUGAUUUGCAUUUCCCUGAACAUUAAUGAUGUUGAGUAUUUUUUCAUGUUUGUUGGACAUCUGUAUUCUUCUUUUGAGAACUGUCUAUUUAUCUCCUUUGCCCACUUUUUAAUGGAAUUUUUUCUUGCUGAUUUGUCUGACUUUCUUAUAGAUUCUGGAUAUUAGUCCUUUGUUGAAUGUAUAAAUUGGUGUUUUCUCCCACUCUGGGUUGUGUGUUAACUCAGCUGAUUGUUUCUUUUGCUGUGCAGAAGCUUUUUAGUUCAAUUAUUAGUAAGUUCCAUCUGUCUGUUUUGGUUGCAUUUGCUUUUGGGUUCUUGGUCAUGAAGUCUUUGCCUAUGCCAAGGGUUUUUCCGGUGUCAUCUUCUAGAGUUUUUAUGGUCUCACAUCUUAGAUUUAAGUCCUUGAUCACCUCGGGUUGAUUUUUGCAUAAGGUAAAAGAUGAGGAUCCAGUUUCAUACUUAUACAUGUGACUUGCGAAUUAUCCCAGCACCAUUCGUUGAACAGGAUGUCCUAUCCCUGCUUCUUUUGUUUGCUUUGUUGAAGAUCAGUUGGCUCUAAGUGUUUGGCUUUAUUUCUGGGUUCUCUAUUCUGUUCCCUUGGUGCCUGUUUUUAUACCAGAACCAUGCUGUUUUUGUUGACUAUGGCCUUAUAGUAUAGUUUGAAAUCAGGCAAUGUGAUGCCUCCGCCAUAUUUUUUCUUUUUGCUUAGUCUUGCUUUGACUAUGCCAGCUACUUUUUGGUUCCACGUGAAUUUUAGGAUGGCUUUUUCUAGUUCUGUAAAGAAUGAUAGUAUUUUGAUGGGAAUUGCAUUGAAUUUGUAUAUUGCUUUGGCAGUAUGGUCAUUUUUACAAUAUUGAUUCUACCCAUGUAAAAGCUUGGGAUGUGUUUCCAUUUUUGUUGUCUAUAAUUUCUUUUUGCAGUGUAGUUUUCCUUAUAGAGGUCUUUCACCUCCUUGGUUAGGUGUAUUCUUAAGUUUUUUGUUUUUUGAUUUUUUUUUUUGGCAGCUAUUGUAAAAGGGGUUGAGUUCUUAAUCUGAUUCUCAGCUUGGUUGCUGCUGGUGUAUAGCAGAGCUACUGAUGUGUGUACAUUAGUUUUGUAUCCUGAAACUUUGCCAAAUUCAUUUAUCAAUUCUAGGAGCUUUAUAGAGAAUUUUUAAGGUUUUCCAGAAUAUAAUCAUAUUAUCAGCAAACAGCAACAGUCUGACUUCCUCUUUACCAAUUUAGAUUCCCCCAUCAGUGUUUUCUUUAAAUUAACUAUUUCCUUGAUGUGGUCAUUAUCUCCAGGAUUCGCCCAAUAUGUACUAUGAUAGCUAACUUUUAACAGGAUAGUUCUAAAUGCACUUAGAUUUUUCUAGGAGUGUUCUUUAGAUGGGGCACCUUUCCCACCAAGUGGUAACUGCCUUCAGGAGUUCUCCUCUUUCUUCCUUAUCCAGACUUGGUCUCUAAUAGAAACAUAAAUUAAAUCUCACUAAACCUAUCUAUGACCAGACGUUUAAUAAUUGUGAAUAAAUCCAGAAUAAAUAUUCAUAUAUAGCUUUUUGUGUGAAUAUAAUGUUUUCAGUUCUCUUGAGUAAAUACCUAGAAAUAAGAUUGCUGGAUUGUGUGACUACCAUCUUGCAUUCCCUCUAGCAAUAUACACGAUUUUAAGUGCCUAUUAUCAGGAAAAUGGAUAUAUAAGCUGUGGCAUAUGAACAAAAUGAAGUACUAUAGAGCGAUUAAAAUGAAUGGACUAUAGCUAAAUGUAGCAACAUGGCUCAAAUUUCAAAAACAAACAAGUAGAAAAAGCAACUUGGCAAAUCAUGCUUAAAAUAUUUAUACAAAAUUUGAAUAUUCAAAACAAUACAAUAUAUUGGUUUUGUAUAUGUCAUCAUGAAUAUAAGAACAUGAGGCUGAGGCAGGCGGAUCAUGAGGUCAGGAGUUUGAGACCAGCCUGGCCAACAUGGUGAAACCCCAUCUCUACUAAAAAUACAAAAUUUGGCGGGGCAUGGUGGCACGUGUCUUUAAUCCCAGCUACUUGGGAGGCUGAGGCAGGAGAAUUGCUUGAACUUGGGAGGCAGAGGUUGAAGUGAGUUGAGAGCACGCUGUGGCACUACAGCCUGGGCAACAAGAGCAAUACUCAAAAAAAAAGAACAUGAGUAGGAAUGAAGAACACCAAAUUCAGGAUAGUGGUUUUCUCUGGAAAACGGGAAAAGGCAUGAGGAGGGUAUACAGAGGCAUUUAUUCCUCCCUCUAAAAGAAGCUAAAGCAAAUAUGACCAAAUGCUAUGAUUUGAUAAGUUGAAUAUUGAUCAUAUUUUCUCUAUUUGCUAUGUUAAAAUGUGUUUAAAAUUUUUUUUAAAUACCCAAUGAACUAUUUCAAAAUAAGAUGAACAUAAUUGGUAGAGUGCUCUAUUAGUGAAUUACGGUCCAUUUAUCAUUCAUACUAUUUCUUUUCUUUUUUUUUUGAGACAGAGUCUUGCUCUGUCGCCAGGCUGGAGUGCAGUGGUGCAAUCCUGCUCACUGCAACCUCCACCUCCUGGGUUCAAGCCAUUCUUCUGCCUCAGCCUCCCGAGUAGCUAGGACUGUAAGUACACGCCACCAUAUCCAGCUAAUUUUUAUAUUUUAGUAGAGACAAGGUUUCACCAUGUUGGCCAAAAUGGUCUCAAUCUCUUGACCUCAUGAUCCACCCACCUAGGCCUCCCAAGUGCUAGGAUUACAGGCGUGAGCCACCAUUCGCAGCCCAUACUAUUUCAACUGUAUGAAAGAAGCAGUUACUUUGACACAUGACAAAACAGGUUCCAAAUGCUCAAGAGAAGUUUCAAGGAGGUGUCAAAAUUAGGACUCAAACCCAUUUCUUCUGAUUCCCAGGUCUAGCUUUUCCAUUAUGUCAGUACUGUCUUAAGCUUCUGCUCCCUGGAAACACUGGUUACAUUCUUACAAAUACUCAGUUCUUGAGUGAGGAAUCUUUAUGAAUCAGAACACUGGCAAGUCGCAAUUUUGAGGGGCAGGAGAAAUUGCCAACUUAUCUUUUACUGUCUUGUCACUUUCCGUUUAUUUCUCCUUUCAAAAUCUGUCACAAGGUAAAAUUUGGUGACUCCAAAACUUGCCUGAGAAGGAUCAAAUUUAGACAAGGUUUUUAUUCCCCUGCCCCCAUAAUAUUCCAAAUAAUCCCUUUAAUUACUGAACUAGUUUUUUGUCUGAACAAAAUCCUUUAUUUACAUUAUAGACCAUCUGCCAUUUUUAAUAGCUUCUGAAACUUAUAAAUAAUACUUACAGAAAAGUUAUAUCAAAAUGAGUUAAAACUAAAAAUUAUUAAGUAAUAAGAAAUAACUACUGUUAACAUUUUGUUGCAUACACUUGCAUGUCUUUUGCUAUGUGUAUAAAAAUAUUAAACAGGCCAGGCACGGUGGCUCACGCCUAUAAUCCCAGCACUUUGGGAGGCCAAGGCAGGUGGAUCACGAGGUCAAGAGAUCGAAACCAUCCUGGUCAACAAGGUGAAAACCCCGUCUCUACUAAAAAUACAAAAAUUAGCUGCGCAUGGUGGUGCACGCCUGUAGUCCCAGCUACUUGGGAGGCUGAGGCAGGAGAAUUGCUUGAACCCAGAAGGCGGAGGUUGCGGUGAGCCGAGAUUGUGCCAUUGCACUCCAGUCUGGGUAACAAAAGUGAAACUCCAUCUGAAAAAAAAAAAUUAAACAUUAUAUAUAAACAUCCUUUUUUUGGGGGGGGGAGAUGGAGUUUUGCUUUUGUUGCCCAGGCUGGAGUUGUGAUCUUGGCUCACUGUAGCCUCCGCCUCCCAAGUUCAAGUGAUUCUGCAUCAGCCUCCCAUGUAGUUGGGAUUACAGGCAUGCGCCACCAUGCCCAGUUAAUUUUUGUAUUUUUAGUAAAGACAGGGUUUCACCAUGUUGGCCAGGCUGGUCUCAAACUUCUGGUGAUCCACCCUCCUUGGCCUCCCAAAGUGCUGGGAUUACAGGUGUGAGCCACCGCGCCCGGCCAACAUCCUAACUUUUUAAAGCAUGAAUAGUUCUAUACCGGUUUUAAAGUCAGUUUUUUUCCACUUGUCAAUAGAGUAUGGACAGUUUUGACAUUAAUGAAAAAUUAUUCCACCUGAAGUGACUACCUUGUACUCCGUGGUACUGCACAUUCCUACUCUCCUAUUUUUUGGAGGUCUAGGUUACCAACCAUCUGUUUUUCAGCAUUUUGUAGCAUAAAUUCAUAGGAGUGGAAUUACUACCAGGUCAAAGAGUAUGUAAACUUCUAAUGUUAUUUUCUGAAACUUUUUCAGUACUGAUGAGAGUAUAAAUUUAGAGUAUCUUUGUGGGGAUAUUUUGGCAGUAUCUUGUGAGAUUAAGAAUGCACAUAUAUCUUGAUCCAGUAAUUCCACUUCUAGGAAUUUAUCCUAUAGGUAUUCUCACCCAUGUGUGAAAUAAUAUAUUUUCAAGGCUAUUAGUGGCAGCACUGUUUUUCAUAAAAAUUAGAAUUAACCAAAAUGCAUCUCUACAGGGAUAGCUACACAAAUUGUGUCACAUUGAUAAAAUAGAUUACUAUGUAUCUGAAAAAAGAAUGAGAAUGCAUACGUAGAAGGAUAACUGAACACUGGUUGCCUUUGGGAAGGGGAAACAAUAACUGGGAAACAGAGGUGGGAGAAUUUUCACUGUAGUCAUUUGUGUCCUUUAUGUUUUGAACCUAAAGAAUGUAUUAUCCACUCAAAAAUAUAUUUGAAACUUCUUAAAUAUCACUGAAACAAAAACAAUAAAAACAGAAUUUUAGGAUCUAAACCUUUCACUCUCCAUAAAAAAACUGACAAAGAGGUAAAGUGAUUUGUCCAUGUACAGAUAGUUAAGUUAUAGGUAACUGUAUUUAUAAAUCUCAAUAAGAAUAAUCCCAGAUCCCAAAAGUUCUCUUUGCCCACCAAGGGUGAGGAUGAUGUGGAGUAACUGGAACUCUGAUAGCCUACUGGUGAGAGUACAAAAUUAUACAACCACUUUAGACAAUGUUACGUUUUGUUUUUCUUUUUAAUUGAUUCAGGGAAGAGUUAACUCUUUGGAAAAUUUUUGACAAUUUCUUAAAAAGUUAAACAUAUGACCUAGCCAUUUCACUUCUAGAUACUUACCCAAGAAUGAAAUCAUAUGUCUACAUAUAGCAGCUUUAUAAAUCACAGCAAAAAUCUGACACAACCCAAAUUUCCAACAAGUGAACAAAUAAGUAAUUUGCACAACCAUACGAUGGAAUAUAACUCACCAACAAAAAGGAAUGAAUUGAUAACAUAAGCCACAAAAUAGAUGAAUCUCAAAAUACAUUUGCUGAGUGAAAGAAGUCAGAUGAAAAGUAAAUACUCUGAUUCCAUGUAUGUAAAAAUAGAAAAUACAAACUAAGGUAUAAUAACAGAAAAUAAAUCAGUGGUUCCCUAGAAACUUGGAGUGGGGUAUGUGGAGGGGGUGGAAUGGAAGGGAAAGAUUAUAAAUGGGCCUGAGGAAAACUUGGGGGUGAUGGAUGUCUUCAUUAUCUUGAUUUUGCUGGUGGUUUCAUAGGUGAAUACAUAUAGGAAUAUUAAUAAAAUUAUGUACUUCUAUAAAGAAAUACCUGCAGCUGGGGGACAAAAAAUUAUGUAAAUUUCUAAAUGUGUGCAGUUUGAACAUUAAAGGAAAAAAACUUCCAAAACACAAACAGCAUAGGAGGCAUGCAAACCCAAGGCCACUGUGGUUGACUGGUACUGAGACUACAAGUCAAGGUUAAUCAAGUUGGUUUUUAGCCUGAUUAAUACAAUAAGAGAUUUCUGCUUUUCUCUACCUAGGUAUGUUAUGGCCCUUUUGUGCUUCCUUCAUUUGACCAGAAAUCAUAAAAUCUUCCCUUUAACAUAGGUCAGGAAGUAGAUAGGCCCAGUAUAUUCUUUUCAGUGUUAAAUAUAAAUGGAAAUCCUAUUUUCCACAAUUUAACCUAAGUUAAUUUAUGUACCCCUUCUCCUUUAAUAUCUAAGCAUUUCUCACAUACCUUUUUGAAACACUGAUGCUAUUAAGUUGAAAAUUUUACUGUAAUUACUGAGGUAGUCAUCACUCUUGGGUAAGACCUUCAUUCGUUGUUAUUAAACUCUUUCAUAUACCUUUACUAUCCCGAUUACUGUGUUACACUUUUAUUAGUCUUUCUCUGAUCCACUCUGUCUCCAGCCUCCGUCUGUUUUCUAUGGUCUCAGGAUUUCCUCCUGCCCUCAUUGCCAGUAGCAAGCCUCGUCUUCUUUUAGCCUUCUCUUGGGGCACUUUCUCAAACCUUUCAUUUCACUUGGCCUCUGAAGGUUCUGCUCAGUUCUACCUUAUUAGUACUAAAGACAUAAAUAAGAGAUAAGGAAAUUGCUGAUGUCAAAACAGAUUGGUCUCAUGUCUAAAGACUGUAGUACUAAAAAUAUAAAUACGAAGGAAAUUGCUGAUGUCAAAACAGACUGGUCUCAUGUCUAAAGACUAAUUGCUGAUGUCUAAAACAGUCCUAAUAAAAGGACUUUACAUGGAGAAA